Molecule: messenger RNA, 1075 nt
Organism: Helicoverpa armigera (cotton bollworm)
Lineage: Eukaryota; Metazoa; Arthropoda; Insecta; Lepidoptera; Noctuidae
Product: 15-hydroxyprostaglandin dehydrogenase [NAD(+)]
Exons: 5
Coding region: 128-952 (274 amino acids)
Cellular component (GO): cytoplasm
Molecular function (GO): oxidoreductase activity, acting on the CH-OH group of donors, NAD or NADP as acceptor
Source: RefSeq, a predicted model, not a curated record
GUGCUUAUAGAAUAGAUAGCACAGAUUCUGAGAUAUCGAGAUAUUUUGUUUACUAUAAAUAUUGAGAGAUAGGACACUCCCGUGGUGUUAUAUCGAGAUUGAUAGUGGUUUAAAAGUUGUUAGGAAGAUGCAGUGGAACGCAAACGACAAGACAUUUUUAAUUACCGGCGGAGCGUCCGGUAUGGGAGCCGCGUACGCAGAGGCUUUUCUAAAUAAUGGAGCAAAGCGGGUAGCUAUACUAGACAUCGCGGUGGAGGUCGGCAAGGCGACGGCUGAGCGGCUGAACAAGAGUCACCCCGACAAGGCGGUGUUCAUCAGCUGCGACGUGAGCAAGGAGGAGGACAUAGCUGCCGCCUUCGCCGCGGCGCUCGCGCAGCUCAAGCAGAUCGACGUCAUCAUCAACAACGCCGGCAUCAUGGUCGACGCGCCCAGCAUGUGGAGAACUGCUACAGACGUUAAUUAUCAAGGAUUGGUAUCAAUGUCAUUAAAAGGAAUCGAGCAUAUGAGAAAGGAUAAAGGUAGUGCUGGUGGAACUAUAGUCAACAUAGCUUCAACCGUCGCUUUAUCUAGGACCCCAGCUUUACCAAUCUACAGUGGUUCGAAAAUAGCUGUUCUUCACUUCACCCAAUGUAUAUCGGUGAAACCUUUCUACGAAAACACAGGUGUCCGAUUUUUGACAAUGUGUCUGGGACCCACGGACACUCCGUUGCUACAAAAUUUAGCAGCAAGGGCAUACGAUCGAAAAAUUGGAGAUUUCUUUGCUGCAAGAGUUGAAGCUAAAGGAAUGAUAUUUCAAAAGGUGGAGUCAGGAGUCAAGGCAAUGGUUGACAUGUUCAAUUCCGGCACGCCAGGCUCAAUUUGGCUGUCCAUAGACAACAAACCAGUGCAAGACAUAUCUCCAAAAGUAAAUAGUGCUUUCGAAGGUUUCGAGAAAUUAUUGUUUGCUCCGUAAAAAAAGUUUAAACUGUCGAAUUUUGCAAAAAACACGUAUUUACAAAACUGUAAAAUUGCGAUAAGAUAUCCUCACAGGAAUAUUAAGCUUACGUAUAUUAGGCAAUAAAUUAAUUUCCGCUUU